Molecule: messenger RNA, 1723 nt
Organism: Leptopilina heterotoma
Lineage: Eukaryota; Metazoa; Arthropoda; Insecta; Hymenoptera; Figitidae
Gene: lwr
Product: SUMO-conjugating enzyme UBC9-B
Exons: 5
Coding region: 165-644 (159 amino acids)
Biological process (GO): protein sumoylation
Cellular component (GO): nucleus
Molecular function (GO): SUMO conjugating enzyme activity
Source: RefSeq, a predicted model, not a curated record
GUUAGGUGGAAAAGCGGAGGAAAAUUCUUCUAGAAUUUAGGAACACGCGAAAUAAAUUUUCGUAGCAUCGCUGCUUCGCUUUUGCCGCUAAAAAUAUUUGAUGAAAUUUAGGCGCAGAAAGUGCUUUAAGUUUGAAAAGAGGAAAAUUUAUUUCAAACUGACCAAUGUCAGGCAUUGCAAUAGCUAGACUCGCAGAGGAAAGGAAGGCGUGGAGGAAGGAUCAUCCUUUCGGAUUUGUUGCACGUCCGACAAAAAAUCCGGAUGGUACACUCAACUUGAUGAGUUGGGAGUGUGCAAUACCUGGGAAAAAAUCGACACCAUGGGAAGGAGGAUUAUACAAAUUACGAAUGAUCUUCAAAGACGAUUAUCCUUCGAGUCCACCAAAAUGUAAAUUUGAACCACCUCUCUUCCACCCAAAUGUAUAUCCAUCGGGAACAGUUUGCUUGUCGCUCUUAGAUGAAGAAAAAGAUUGGAGGCCAGCGAUUACGAUUAAACAAAUUCUUCUGGGCAUUCAAGAUCUCCUCAAUGAACCUAAUGUUAAAGACCCAGCUCAAGCAGAAGCGUAUACAAUCUACUGUCAAAAUCGACUUGAAUACGAGAAACGAGUGAGAGCUCAAGCGCGAGCGAUGGCACCACAAGAGUAGCUAGUCUACUAAAAUAUCGAUACAUUUCAGCUUUACGGAAUAAAAUUCUCGGGUCUCAUUUUUCUUUGUAUUUUUUUUUCAUUUCUAUUAACAAUUCUAUUUUUUAUGUUUGUGAUAAUUUCCAAUUGAUGAAGCAAUAAUGUUAUUCAAGUAUCAAUUAUUUUUAUUUAUAAUAACGGAAAGCAAAGAAAAUUUUUGUAAAAUUCCCUUGAAAUAUUAUUUUUAUCUUAUUCCCAAAAAGCUGAAAAUGACAAAUUUUUUCCUGUCGAUGAAAAAAAUAGGAUGGGAAAAAGGAAUUUAAAAAAAGAAACUUGGGAAUUAGACGAAUUGCUUUUGUUCUUAUAAAUGUAAAUCAGAGAAAAAUGUACGUCAAAUCGAUAAUUAAAUUAAUUUUUUACACAUAGCUUUUCAUCUAUAAAAUAACUGGAGAUUUUUUUUUCUGAAAAAAUAAUGUGAGAAAUUUCAUUUUGAAGGACUUUUUUUUCUUAUUAUGAAUAUAUUACGUUUAUAAAAAUCAGUAUUUUCACAUUUAAUGAAUAGUGAAUAAUUCAUUAUUUUGUGUCGGAUUUUUUAUUGAUUGAUGAAGAAUUUCUAUUUCUUAAUUUUUUGGAAAUAUAUAAACAGGACAAAGAAUGCGAUGAAUCGUAAGGAUAAUUAAAUAAAAUACUGUUUACUCGGAUGUGUAGUUAUAGAUCAGAAUUUAGUAUAGACAUGAGAAAACUAGUGUUAAGCGAUUAUUCCAUAUUGUCAAAUAGUCCUUUAAGAAUGAUGUUUUUAAAAAAAAGAUCUUUGCUCUGUUCUAUGGAGUGAAUAUUUUUCCUACGUUUAUAUAAUGUAAGUUAAAGGCAUAUUUCUUUAUAUUAUUGGCUGAAAGAUAUUGGUCCAUUGGCGAGACAAAGAAAAACAGUAAUUCGAAAAUUAGAAAAAUAAGAAAAAUUUUUUUUUUUAUAAGUAUUUCGCAUUUGACAAAAAAAACAUACACAGCUACGAUCGGAGUGUUUAUUUUUAGGGAAAAUUAUUUAAAUGUCUGUUAAGUACCGUAAAAAUCUUAAGCAAUUUAAUAAACUCUCUAUAAAUUA